GUGUGGAAAGAUGGUCCUGACAUGUGCCUUCCUGGUAGACUUUCUGACCCUGUCUCUGGCCUCCUUCUUCUUAGAGCCCCCAUAGCGAUCGGAGUCGCUGCCAUGUCCACAGCUGAGAUGCUGACUUCAGGCCUGAAGGGAAGGGGCUUCUCUGUACUGCACACUUACCAGGACCACUUGUGGCAAUCUGGGGACAAGUCCUGUCCACCUUCCAUUGCUCCACUGGCACUGGAUCCCACAGAUCUCAGUGAAGACAAGGGGUCUGUCCAGGUGGACCCCACCCUGCAGGAGGAUGUGAGGCGCCUGACCCUGGAGGGAGAGGAGGAGAUUGGGGAGGUUCAUCAGGCGUGUGGGGAGAAGUCCCUCUCAGAAGCCUCAGAAGACACCAGUGCUGGGGCCCCGAACCAAGACUCCACAGACAGCAAAACCCUUCGAGAGCAAAUGGAUGAACUGUUACAGCGAUGCUUCUUGCAUGCUCUGAAGUGCCGAGUCAAAAAGGCUGACCUGCCUUUACUCACCAGCACUUUUCUUGGCAGCCACAUGUUCUCCUGCUGCCCCGAAGGACGACAGCUGGACAUAAAGAAGUCAAGCUACAGAAAGCUCUCUAAGUUCCUGCAGCACAUGCAGCAGGAGCAGGUUAUACAGGUGAAGGAGCUGAGCAAAGGGGUGGAGAGCGUUGUGGCUGUGGACUGGAAACACCCGAGGAUCACAUCUUUCGUCAUACCCGAGCCCUCCCCGAGCUCCCCGACUAUCCAGGAGGGUAGCAGGGGACAGCCCUAUCACCCUCCAGAUAUAAAAUCCCUCUACUGUGUCCCAGCCAGCAUGACCCUGCUCUUCCAGGAGUCUGGCCACAAGAAGGGGAGCAUGCUCGAGGGCAGCGAGGUCCGAAUGAUCAUCAUUAACUACGCCAAGAAAAAUGACCUGGUCGAUGCAGACAACAAGAAUCUUGUGAAAUUAGAUCCCAUCUUAUGUGACUGCAUCUUAGAGAAGAAUGAACAGCACACAGUCAUGAAACUUCCAUGGGACAGUCUCCUGACCAG
Galeopterus variegatus (Sunda flying lemur) is the source of this 1040-nucleotide messenger RNA. RefSeq names its product eukaryotic translation initiation factor 2D-like. Gene Ontology annotation, biological process: formation of translation preinitiation complex. The annotation marks the transcript as partial. The record is from RefSeq and is a predicted model, not a curated record. NCBI's taxonomy places the organism in Eukaryota, Metazoa, Chordata, Mammalia, Dermoptera, Cynocephalidae. Gene Ontology annotation, molecular function: translation initiation factor activity. The transcript is spliced from 8 exons.